Molecule: messenger RNA, 2043 nt
Organism: Galeopterus variegatus (Sunda flying lemur)
Lineage: Eukaryota; Metazoa; Chordata; Mammalia; Dermoptera; Cynocephalidae
Gene: COASY
Product: CoA synthase
Exons: 10
Coding region: 35-1717 (560 amino acids)
Biological process (GO): coenzyme A biosynthetic process
Molecular function (GO): pantetheine-phosphate adenylyltransferase activity; ATP binding; dephospho-CoA kinase activity
Source: RefSeq, a predicted model, not a curated record
GGACCCGAAGCCGGGAGGUUUCAGCCUGGGCAGCAUGGCCGUAUUCCGGUCGGGCCUCCUGGUGCUGACGACACCGCUGGCCUCCCUGGCCCCUCGCCUGGCCCCCAUCUUGACCUCGGCGGCCCGGCUGGUGAAUCACACACUCUAUGUACACCUGCAGCCUGGCAUGAGCCUGGAGGGCCCGGCUCAGCCCCAGUCCAGCCCCGUGCAGGCCACGUUUGAGGUUCUCGAUUUCAUCACCCACUUCUACACCGGUGCCAAUGUCCACAGGCAUCUGGACGUCAGAAUCCUGCUGACCAACAUCCGAACCAAGAGUGCCUUUCUCCCUUCCCUGCCCAGCUCGGUCCAGAAUCUGGCCCACCCGCCGGAAGUGGUGCUGACUGACUUUCAGACGCUGGAUGGAAGCCAGUACAACCCUGUAAAGCAACAGCUAGUGCGCUAUGCCACCAGCUGUUACAGCUGUUGCCCACAGCUGGCUUCGGUACUGCUAUGCCCCGAUUAUGGGACUGGAGGGCUGCCUGUGGAGUCCCUGGAUGUCCCCUUACCUUCCACCACCAGGCCACCUUCCCCCGUGGCCAGGUCUCCAAAGCAGCCAGUGCGUGGCUACCACCGUGGGGCUGUGGGUGGCACAUUUGACCGCCUGCACAAUGCCCACAAGGUGUUGCUCAGUGUCGCAUGCAUCCUGGCCCAGGAGCGGCUUGUAGUGGGAGUAGCAGACAAAGAUCUGUUGAAGAGCAAGUUGCUCCCUGAGCUGCUCCAACCUUAUGCAGAACGCGUGGAACAUCUGAGUGAGUUCCUGGUGGACGUCAAGCCCUCCUUGACUUUUGAUGUCAUCCCCCUGCUGGACCCCUAUGGGCCCGCUGGCUCUGACCCCUCCCUGGAGUUCCUGGUGGUCAGCGAGGAGACCUACCGUGGGGGGAUGGCCGUCAACCGCUUCCGCCUUGAGAAUAACCUGGAGGAGCUUGCCUUGUAUCAGAUCCACCUGCUGAAGGACCUAAGUCAUGAGGAAAACGAAGAGGACAAAGUCAGCUCCUCCAGCUUCCGCCAACGAAUGCUGGGAAAUCUGCUUCGGCCUCCACAUGAGAGGCCAGAACUCCCCUCACAACUCUACGUGCUCGGGCUGACCGGCAUCAGUGGCGCUGGGAAGAGCUCAAUAGCUCAGCAGCUGAAGGGCUUGGGGGCGUUUGUCAUUGACAGUGACCAACUAGGCCAUCGGGCCUACGCCCCUGGUGGUCCUGCCUACCAGCCUGUGGUGGAGGCCUUUGGAACAGAUAUUCUCCAUAAAGAUGGCAUUAUCAACAGGAAGGUCCUAGGCAGCCGGGUGUUUGGCAACAAGAAGCAACUGAAGAUACUCACAGACAUUAUGUGGCCAGUUAUCGCAAAGUUGGCCCAAGAGGAGAUGGAUGUGGCUGUGGCUGAGGGAAAGCACGUGUGUGUCAUUGACGCGGCCGUGCUGCUUGAAGCUGGCUGGCAGAACAUGGUACAUGAGGUGUGGACCGUUGUCAUCCCUGAGACUGAGGCUGUACGACGCAUCGUGAAGAGGGAUGGCCUGAGUGAAGCUGCAGCUCAAAGCCGGCUGCAGAGCCAGAUGAGUGGGCAGCAGCUUGUGGACCAGAGCCACGUGGUGCUGAGCAACUUGUGGGAGCCACAUAUCACCCAGCGCCAGGUGGAAAAAGCCUGGGCCCUCCUCCAGAAGCGCCUCCCCAAGACUCACUAGGCCCAUGACUGAUGAAGAGUUCUCUGUUGGGCCCAGACAAGAGAUCCAGCAGUGAGGAGGAGUGGGGGCCUUGAUGCUCACCCUGGCUGAGGCCUAGAAGGCUCCAGGCCAAACUGUGCAGGACACGGCUGGGCCUCGUGGACAUGGAAAGCCUACCCAGUAUGCUGGUAUUUGGCCACGUGCUGAAGAUGUGGCUCAUGGGGGAGCAGGCCCCCGUGGGGUUCCAUCCUCACUCUUGCCCAAGGUUGUCUGUGAUACCCAUAGCUUACUAGGUCAGAGCAAACACUGGCACUUAAAACAGAAUUAAAGGUAAAUGUUUCCAGGUG